AUGGCUGCUCCCGAGAUUGACGAAGCCGACUCUAAUCGUAUCUCCGAUGAAGAUUUCGCUGACUCACAAAACAAUCUCAAGGGGAACAACGAUUCCAACCGUGGCUCUGACUCAAAUCCACCGUCCAAGAGACAUAUCCUGGAAGAAAACACUCCGGUUACAUAUCAUUAUCUCACAUUUGAUUCUAUCUUGCCACAGCCGUCAACUUGGAAUUCCACAAACCCUUCAGCAACUCCCGCGCCGGCCCAACCGGACCUCAAACGAUACACUUCUCCCUUCGAAUGGGCAGAAAGCCGCAAGAGCUUCAUAGUAUGGCUCAGUUGCAUAGCCACUCUCGUCACGGCAUACGGUGCAGGCUCUUAUGCUCCCGCUGCCCAGCAAAUGUGUGAGGAGUGGCAAGUCGGUGAAGUUGCCAUUCUCGUUGGUAUCACCACAUUUUGCUCGGGAUUCGCAAUUGCUCCUAUGGUACUUGCUCCAUUUUCAGAGAUUAAUGGACGCUAUCCUGUAUUUGUAGCGGCAGGAAUACUGUAUUUUAUCUGUUUAAUAGGCUGUGCCAUCACACGUUCCUAUGCUGGGAUGUUAGUCGCCAGAUUUUGGGUAGGAUGCGGAAGCUCCGUCUUCUCCACGAUGGUUGGCGGUGUUGUUAGCGACCUCUACCAUGCCCAGGACAGGAAUACGCCAAUGGCCCUAUUCUCGGGGACGGCUCUUUUUGGGACAGGCUUAGGCCCAUUGGUUAGUGGCUUCAUUGCCCAGAACACGCAUUGGAGAUGGAUAUUCUGGGUCCAGGUCAUCAUUUGCGGUUUACUCAUUGCAACCGUGACUGUAUGCUUCAAGGAAACAAGAGGAAGUAUCCUCCUGAGCCGGAAGGCAGCUUGUCUGAACAGCUGGUACGAGGAGCGUGAAAAGGCUGGAUACGUUGGCUUCAAUAUUCCUACUUCGUCUGGAUCUGAGAAGACUGAAAGUCAGCGAAUAAGAUGGAAAGUCAAAGCCGACGAGGAGCGCGAGUCGAUCAGCAAAAUGAUUACUAUAUCAGUCUAUCGACCCUUCCACCUCCUGUUUACGGAGCCUGUUGUGUUCUUCUUUUCGCUGUGGGUUUCAUUCAGUUGGGCCGUUUUAUACUUAACAUUUGGUGCCAUACCACUGGUCUUCGAGCGAUCCGGCUUCAGUCUCCAGGAAGCAAAUUCGGUCUUCGCCGCCAUGUGCGUAGGGGCAGCACUCGCAACAGUCCUAUCAAUAUACCAAGAUCGCCUUCUUGAACGCUAUCUGGCCUCCUCGUCCAAGAACAUAAAGAAUCCGAGUCGACUUCGAAGGAGCUUAGACCUUUCAGGCCCCGAAGGGAGGCUCUACUUCGCAUGUAUAGAAUCUGCAUUGCUCCCAAUUGGGCUGUUCUGGUUUGGCUGGACAUCAUUCCCAUCUAUCCCUUGGAUUGUUCCAACUCUCGCCGUCGGUUGUGCAACAAUGGGUAUCUACUCCAUCUACCUGGCGACCUUCAAUUACCUUGCAGACACUUACCACCGCUAUGCAAGUUCCGCAUUGGCCGCUCAGUCAUUCUGCCGCAACAUGCUUGGUGGCAUAUUUCCCCUAGUAACGGUGGCACUAUUCAAAAAUUUGACUUUCCAAGGGGCGGGGAGCUUGUUGGGAGGUGUUGGUGCCUUGUUGACUUUUGUGCCGUGGGUCUUGACAUUUUAUGGUCCAAAGAUUCGUGCGAGGUCGAAGUUUGCAGGGGAGCUCUUGACAGGUUGA
Venustampulla echinocandica is the source of this 1743-nucleotide messenger RNA. RefSeq lists its product as uncharacterized. The transcript has a single exon. Gene Ontology annotation, biological process: transmembrane transport. Bases 1 to 1743 code for a protein of 580 amino acids. The record is from RefSeq and is a predicted model, not a curated record. NCBI's taxonomy places the organism in Eukaryota, Fungi, Ascomycota, Leotiomycetes, Helotiales, Pleuroascaceae. Gene Ontology annotation, molecular function: transmembrane transporter activity.